This is a messenger RNA of Pelagomonas calceolata, 1581 nucleotides long. The record is from the annotation of a GenBank genome assembly. NCBI's taxonomy places the organism in Eukaryota, Pelagophyceae, Pelagomonadales, Pelagomonadaceae.
UGCAAUUACUGUGAGCGACGCCUCUCGUAUGCGCCGCAUACUAGUUGCGCACCAACGCAGCCUCGCGCAGCCUCACCUACGGGUCCAGCGCAAGGACAAGAGCAACUUUCCCGGCGAAAAACGGUGCCGCGGCGCCCGUUUGGACCGAACGUCAGCAUGAUGCUGAAGAGGGUAAUUGCACUCGCCGGCGCGGCCACCGCGCUAGCCCCCCACGCCCUAACAAGAGGCCCGGCCCGCGCAAGACGGCGGCCCACCUGCGCGUCCUCGACCAUCGACGACCUGGCGCGCGGCAAGGUCGUCACCGGCGACGGCACGAAGAGACCGCCGGUCUUCACGGUAGAACAGCUGCGACGCCUCGCGCGCACAAGAGAGACCAUCGAGCGACGCUUCGAGGCGCCUGCGGUAGAAAGACCGGCCGAAGCCCAGCCCAAGGACGAUGCCGCGCCUCUCAGUAACGAGGAGCUCGCGGCCUGGUUCGCCCCGCCCGUCGACGGCGUCGACACGAAGCGCGAGGAGAUCAAUGGAGCAGCUUCGUACAGAGAUCGAGACGAAGGUUUGCACUGGCAGAUCCGGAACAUGGGUCGGACAAAAUUGUUAACUCCCGAUGAAGAAAAAGCGUUAGCAAGGAAGGUCCAGCGCCUCGUGAAGUGGGAAGGGCUACGAGCUAAUUUGACCGAGUCGCUGGGCAGGGAGCCGUCCGAGCUCGAGUGGGGCACGGCGUGUAAAAUAGCACCGGAAGCUGUAUCAGCUGGUUCCUUCGCGAAGGCGCGGCGGGCCUGCCAGCGCGCCAAAGCGACGAUGAUCAACGCCAAUUUGAGAUUGGUCGUUUCCAUCUCGAAAAGGUACCAACAUAGAGGCCUCCACUUCCAAGACGUGAUCCAAGAAGGGACCUUCGGUUUAACUAGAGCGGUAGAAAAGUUCGACCCCGAGAAAGGUUUUAAAUUUUCUACUUACGCGACGUGGUGGGUGAAGCAGGCCGUCAUGCGGGCGAUUGCGGACCAAUCUCGUACUAUAAGGUUACCAGUACAUGUGCACGACCAGUUGCAGUCACUCAAGAAGGCGGCGCGCGACAUUAACUCGGAAGCCGGUCGGGACGCGAAGGAAGAGGAGCUGGCCGGGCGGUUGGAUCUGACGUCGCAGAAGCUCGCCUUUCUGCGAGGGUGUGAAAGCAUGACGACUUCCAUGGACGCGACCGUUCGCGUUUCGGGAAAAGGGUCUAGCGCGGGCACCGGUGGGUCUGGCAGUGAGACGAAGGUGGCCGACGGCAUCUCCGAUCCUGCCGCUUUGCCCGAUGAAAGGGCUGAGGCAUCUAGCUUGCAAUCGGACAUCCACGGGCUGCUGCGGACGUCGCUGUCCGACCGGGAGUGCGACGUGGUUCGACUGCGUUUUGGAUUGGACGACGGGCGCGCGCGGACGCUGGAGGAGAUCGGGACCGUCUUCCGCAUCACGCGGGAGCGCGUCCGCCAGAUCGAAGCCAGGGCGCUCCACAAGCUGCGCCAGCCGUACCGCAACCACCUCCUCGAGGCGUACACGACGGGCGGCCAGCCGUGAAUUCACUAUCUUAAUAAGUACUCCCCUUUA